Messenger RNA from Sinocyclocheilus rhinocerous, 5401 nucleotides. RefSeq names its product potassium voltage-gated channel subfamily B member 2-like. Gene Ontology annotation, cellular component: dendrite; neuronal cell body; voltage-gated potassium channel complex. NCBI's taxonomy places the organism in Eukaryota, Metazoa, Chordata, Actinopteri, Cypriniformes, Cyprinidae. Gene Ontology annotation, biological process: protein homooligomerization; potassium ion transmembrane transport; action potential. Bases 433 to 2955 code for a protein of 840 amino acids. Gene Ontology annotation, molecular function: zinc ion binding; delayed rectifier potassium channel activity; carbonate dehydratase activity. The record is from RefSeq and is a predicted model, not a curated record. The transcript has 3 exons.
AGCUCCACACACACUGCGCGCACCCUCCGCUUUUACGCGUCCGACAUCUGCAGACAUCCCGACUCACCAUAUCAAGCCAUCGAUGGAGGCAGCGCUCUUAGCGAGACAAGGGGAGCUCUUUUAGUCACAGAGAUUUCCCGGUGUUCUGUGAGAUCUCCUCACCCUUUUCAUGAUGAACAAAAUGUGGAACACAUGUCCGGUCAUAACUGAAGCCUCCGUUGAGAGCUAGGAAUCUUAAAGGAAACCCGCAGGCGUCUUUUCUCCCGUUUGCGCACACAGCGGUUUGUAUAUGCAAACGGCGGUUCACUUCAGGAAGCCAUGGAGGGACUCGUCUAAGAAGACCCAACAUAGUCGUCUUUGUCCAGUUAUCUUCUGGUUGAUUUGCAUCUUUACACCUCUUCCUGGCAAGAGCCGCCCGUCUCCUUGCACACAAUGGCAGAGAAGACCGGACUUGGGGUUCCAAAACCUGGAGGAAGAUCUGCGGCUUCGCUUACACCUGAGCCUAUCGAGAUCAUCCGGACAAAGGCCCGCUCCAGAAGGGUCCGUCUCAACGUUGGGGGCCUCAACCAUGAGGUCUUAUGGCGGACCUUGGACCGGCUUCCCAGAACCAGAUUAGGCAAGCUCAGAGACUGUAACACCCACGAGUCUCUAAUCGAGGUCUGUGACGACUACUGCCUGAACGAGAACGAGUACUUCUUUGACAGACACCCUGGUGCGUUCACGUCCAUCUUGAAUUUUUACAGAACUGGAAAGCUGCACAUGAUGGAGGAAAUGUGCGCUCUGUCUUUUGGGCAAGAGCUUGAUUACUGGGGCAUUGAUGAAAUCUACCUGGAGUCGUGCUGCCAGGCUCGCUACCAUCAGAAGAAAGAGCAGAUGAACGAGGAGCUGAGGAGAGAGGCAGAGACUCUGAGAGAGAGGGAAGGAGAGGGGGAAUUUGAUAACACCUGCUGCUCAGACAAGAGGAAGAAACUUUGGGAUCUUUUGGAGAAGCCAGGUUCCUCAGUUGCUGCUAAGAUAUUAGCCAUCAUAUCCAUUCUGUUCAUCGUUCUUUCAACUGUUGCACUUUCCCUGAACACCUUGCCCGAACUCCAAGUGACAGACGAAUUUGGCCAAGCCAAUGACAAUCCUCAACUCGCUCACGUUGAAGCCGUGUGUAUUGCAUGGUUUACAAUGGAGUAUCUCCUGCGCUUCCUGUCAUCACCAAACAAGUGGAAAUUCUUCAAAGGGCCACUAAAUGUCAUUGACUUAUUAGCUAUAUUACCCUACUACGUCACUAUUUUUCUGACCGAGUCGAACAAAAGCGUGCUGCAGUUCCAGAACGUGAGGAGGGUGGUGCAGAUAUUCCGUAUCAUGAGAAUAUUGAGGAUUCUGAAGUUGGCAAGACAUUCAACAGGACUGCAGUCUCUUGGAUUCACCCUCAGGCGCAGCUACAAUGAGCUCGGCUUACUCAUAUUGUUUUUAGCCAUGGGAAUCAUGAUAUUCUCAAGUUUGGUCUUCUUUGCAGAGAAGGAUGAGGAUGCAACCAAAUUUACCAGCAUCCCAGCUUCGUUUUGGUGGGCUACAAUCACCAUGACCACAGUGGGCUAUGGAGAUAUUUACCCACAGACUCUGCUUGGCAAAAUAAUCGGAGGACUUUGUUGCAUUGCUGGUGUGUUGGUCAUUGCCUUACCCAUCCCUAUUAUUGUGAAUAACUUCUCCGAGUUCUACAAGGAGCAGAAACGACAGGAGAAAGCCAUCAAGAGAAGAGAGGCCUUAGAACGAGCCAAGAGAAAUGGCAGCAUUGUUUCAAUGAACCUGAAAGAUGCCUUCGCACGAAGUAUGGAGCUAAUGGACGUUGCCGUGGACAAAGGUGAUGAUAAACGGCCAAUGGACAACCACCUUUCUCCGAGCCGGUGGGGUGUUCCACAGCGCACAUCCUCGGAUACCAGCCUCAGAUCCUUUGACAAGAAGUUUCCCGACAGCGACCCAAACGGCUCACGGGAAUACGUGAGAACGCCGAGUCCACAGCAUCUGAACGCUCAGAAACUGGUGGAAAUGUAUAACCAGAUGACAAAGACACAGUCCUUCUCGGAUCUCAACACAAUCAACAGCACACAACCUGCAGCUGUGCCAAACCAUGAGGUAGAGUUGGAGAUGAAGGAAGUCCCAAUGGCCACCGAAUGGCAACCCAAGGAAAGAGCAAUCACCGAUGUCAGGAGCAUAUCGAGCGUUGACAGCUUUGCGAGCUGCACUGCUGAGUUUGGACAGGGUGAGAAGGCAUCCACCCCUUCUUAUACAGCAGAGCAGAUUCAGCAAAGGCAAUCAAAAGUACCUCCGAAACUUCACCUCGGCCAGCUAACACCCUCUGACAUGAGUCCGGAGGAGAACUCUGAGACUCUCAACAGAGACAUCGACAAGCCACCGGAUGGGGAGAACUUCAACGAGGUCAUAGAGAACAUCAGAAGCUCCAUUCGAGGCACAAAUCCAAUGAAGACAAAGGGCCUCAAAGUCAACUUCAUCGAAACGCCAGAGGACGCUCCUCUGACACCGCCCAACACAUCUUCUCCACAGGAUAUCAACAACAGUCUUCUGGAAGAUGACUCCCCGGAGGGAGAGUGCUCUCCUCUUUGUUCAGAUUCGGAAAUGCUGGGUAGUAUCCCAGUGAAAGGCUUGGUUCUUUCUCCGAAGAUGCUAGCCGGUGGAUACCAUCCUGGGGAGACGGCACUGCUUCUGGGGAACCUGGAGGAACAGGAUUACGAUGAGGAACAGAACCAAACGGAAGUGGCUUCUGCAGCCAUCUCCUCGCCCAAACUAGCAGCACAGAACUGCACUCAAGUGGUAGUCGGUGGUAAUGGGGAGGAAAAGCCAGACUCAAACCAAAGUGAACACAAGGUAGAGAACCACAUGUUUACGCCGGAGAUCCAUUUAAUGCCAGGGGAUGGCAAUCACUCGCCAUCUUGCGAAACCGGUAUGUGACUGUGGCUUGACAUUCGGACAGAGUGGAGCGCACUGGUGGAGAAAGAGGCACUCAGAUGUGGUCUGAAAGAUAUUUUUGCAUGGCAUGAAAAGUCCCUUGUAAGUGUGUCAUUGUCAAUAACGCAAAAGAGACUGCAGUUUCUUGCAGACGAGACCUGGAGGAUGUGGGUGCAAACGAGAGGCUUGUUUAGAAUGUAUUUACCCAACAAUGAGGACACUGUUGACCUACCUGUACAUUUUACCUUUUAACUUGUUUAUUAUUUUUUUAGAGACAAACGGAACCAUAGGGGGACAGAUCUACAAGAGCAUGCAUAUUAACAAAGCUGUUUUACGGUGCUUAGUUUGCUGAGAGCACUCCACGGUAAAUAUAGAGACAACAGCAAUGACAAUGCACAUAGCCACAGAGGGCAUAAUAGAUGUCAAAAGGGUUUUUGUUAGCCUUUUUUCCGUUUUAAAGAGGGAAUUUUCAUCAAAGACUGUGAAAAGUAGCGACGUAUUGAAACAUAUCAUGACUUUCUGUAGAAAUGCAAUGUGUACAUUAUGCAGAUGUGUUUGUGUUUUAGGAAUGGUCUACGAUGUCACAUAUUUAUUUGGGGGGUUUAUUUUGUUUUAUUUGUUUGUUUUUAUUUAUUUAUUUUUUUUUGGUUGGGUACUCAAAUUAGCAGCAUCAAAAUCUCGAUUGAAUGACCAGAUGAAUUGCACCACUUUUUUCUUGAUAUCAGAGUUGCAUAUACACCUGUAGUUGCCAAAUGAGAAUAGCAAUCAGAUAAUAUACAGUAGCUGUAAAUGCAAAUUAUAUAUUGACUAUUAUGUAUCGCCAUAGCGAGCGAUACCUGGAUAAAGUUAGAUGUCAACUUUCAAAAAAAAGUUUUAGGUUUAAACGUAUAUCAUACAAACACAUGGAAACAGCGGGUAUGUAUGUCUUAGCUUAUCUUUACAUACUCAAAUAUUCAAUAGCACAGCAAACAGUCAGUUUAAGAAAAACUAGUCUACAUAGUGGUAUUAGAAUAAUUAGUGUUAUCAAAUUAGUGGUUCUGGUCAUUCAAACCUACAAAUGUUCUUCACAUAUUUCCCUGUUAAAACUCAAAAAAACAGUCCUCUUAGUAAUGCUAUAUUUACUUCUCAAAAGGACCAAAACACAAACUAUGUUUUCAAUUACACACAGACAUCAAACUUAAUCAUUUUCUUCAUUUGACGAGAGUACAGUAGUGUAAAUGCCACUACAGUUAACAUUUUUCACAUGAGUUGUUUCAUUAUUAUUCAUAUUUCACCAUAUCUGUAUCAUUCAGAUGCCUGACCUUUGAGUCAUUUCUUAACAAAAACUCACAUUUGUCUGGUUUUACAGAGUAUUCAAGAAUAUUUUGUUCUCUUUUGAGUUAUGCAUUACCAUCUGGCCGACAUGUUUUUCCUGUCACAUGAGAGAAUAUCCAUUUUGUGUUGCCUUUAUUCCAAGAUUGCUGGAAAUGUGUGUAUAUUACUUGCUUUGGCAUGGCAGUUGGCUGAUUGUUCAAAAUGUACAUUGUGUUUGGAAAAAUCACACAAUCUGAAUGGGCUGAACGAGGAUUGUGAAAAAGACGAGGAGGAGGAGGAGGAACUCAAGACUUCAGCUGGCUCUGGCGGUUACGCUAUGGUGGAAAGUGCAAUACAGCAUACUGCAAUCUAUGCAGGCCAAGAAUUGUGGCACUUUAUUUACAGUCUAAUGGAUUUGUAAGUGUACAGGCAGAGACUUCAAUUGUAUUUUUCAGAUGAUAUAUCUUUAAUAUUUGAAAUAUCAGUGUUACCACUCAAAAAUAAAAAAGAUUUGACGUUUUACAAAAAUACUUCACUCCGGUUAUACUCUUCAAAUAAGAUUCUUCUGACAAAUUAGACCAGGAGGGUCUUUUAUAAAUGUCUACAAACAGGUUCAUUUGAAAUAUGAAAAACAAACUCUUGAAAUGAUUUAAUGGGCUCAUAAAAAGUAUUUUUGUUUUAUCAAUUAAUGCUGACAGUGGUUCUAUUUUUUCUAAACCAAAAUUCUGCACGACCACAAUUUCCUGCCGUAUGGAGUUUGAAAUGAUGCGUGCCUCUUCAUAAACAUUUAUGAGAAGGCAACAAUUCAGUUGGCUUUGUUCAUAUAGCACUGUACAGAAAAUUAUACUUUUUAUAGGGGGAAAAAAAAUCAGGUCUUUAAGUAAUAGAUAUGCGUAAUAUUAAGUUCUCAGGUUUUCUACGACACUAAUCUUCUGAUAUGGUGGAUGUCUAUGUUUUCUUCAUUUAAAGAACGCAUCAUCUUGUUUCUUUUGUUGUCGUUGUUUUUUAAAGAGCGUCGUCACAUGCCUGUUUCUGUUUUGAUAGACUGUUGAAUAAUGGCCCAUCUCAUGCAUUCCCACAGGAUGGUCAGCUUCCCUGCUGUGCGUUAUAUGCCUCAUAUACAGUGGCCCCAAAAAUGUUUGGACAAAAUGUAUGA